Molecule: messenger RNA, 4026 nt
Organism: Aplysia californica (California sea hare)
Lineage: Eukaryota; Metazoa; Mollusca; Gastropoda; Aplysiida; Aplysiidae
Product: D-threonine aldolase
Exons: 11
Coding region: 378-1745 (455 amino acids)
Biological process (GO): D-serine catabolic process
Molecular function (GO): D-serine ammonia-lyase activity
Source: RefSeq, a predicted model, not a curated record
UUUGCGAGUUUGCGAGAUCGCCGUCGCCAGUUGACAGUAGGCCUAUAGCAGAAUCUGACGCAAAACUGUAGAUUACUCUGGGCCUAGAAACUAGAAACAAAACUCAAUCAUCACAGCACAGAAGCAGCAGCUGUUGCAGAGUUCAUUGAGUUCAGACUGCAAGAGUAGGCUUUUUCCCAAAUAUACCGUUGUUAGUGAAACGUGAUGCACAGUCUAGAUUUCUAGUUCGAUCGUUUUGGAAUCUGGACUGGAUCAACAAGGGGGUCCUGGCCUGGGAUUGUUGUUGGCUUUACUUAAGACUUAGAUCUAGCAUCAAUAUAAACUUACUCAUAUCAUUAUCAUUCGUAGAUUUAGUUGACUUACUUAUAGGCCUACAUAUGGUUUUGCAGCUGAACAGGUUUUUAUCAGGCUGCUUUAAUCAGAUUCGCAAAUUUCCCAACUUCCCAGGGUUAGCGUGCAGCUCUGUUUACCCCAGAUCUACUGGAAAGAUUGGUGUUAUCAGUUUCAGCUCAUCUUGUUCAAGAGUCCACAAUUGGCGUUGCGGCCAACAUACUGUGAACAGGACUCCAAACUACCCACUUUUGUCAUCUCAAGUAGCUAUUUGGAGCUCCAAGAAGAUCAGAAUGUUUUCUGCUAAGACCCCUUGUAAUGUCGGAGACCCAGUCGCAGAAAUUGAGACUCCGACCCUCGUGCUGUGUCUGGACAAACUGGAAACAAAUCUGGGGACGCUCAAGGAGGCUAUGGCACGCUACCCUGGUGUGGCUUUCCGACCACACGUCAAGGCUCACAAGUGUCCUGUGCUGGGACAACUUCAGAUGAAGUCUGGGGCCUGUGGUGUGUGUUGCCAGACACUUACCGAAGCUGAAGCCAUGGUGGAGGGGGGACUGCAGGAUGUCUUCAUUUCCAAUGAGGUGAUUGGCAGAAAAAAACUGUUGCGUCUUGCUGCGCUGGCCAGAACAGCCAAAGUCUCUGUGUGUGUGGACAGUGAGGGUAACAUAGAGGACUUGAGCAAAGCUGCUGGUGACCUUGGUGUGACCCUUGACCUUGUGAUAGAGGUCAAUGUGGGACAAGACAGGUGUGGAGUUGAACCAGGGCAGGAUGUGGCGAGACUGGCCAAAAAGAUUCAGUCCCUUCCCCAGGUGAACUUCAAAGGCAUCCAAUGCUACAACGGAUGGAACCAGCACAUCCGCAAGGCCAGUGAGAGGAAAGCUGCUGUGGAGCUUGUGGCAGAGAAAGGGAAGAAAGCGCUGCAGGCACUGAAAGAGGGAGGUUUUGAUUGUCCAUACGUUACCGGGGGUGGAACCGGAACCUUCCACUUCGAAGCCGGCAGUGGAGUGUUCACCGAAGUGCAGCCUGGCUCGUACCUUAUGAUGGACGUGGAUUACAACAAGAACCUGGACGAGAGUGAGAAGUUCGUCUCCGAGUUCCAGCAGUCCUUGUACAUCAUCAGCACUGUGCAGAGCGUAGCGCCUGGUGACCGUGCUGUCCUUGACACAGGCCUCAAGGGUGUCAGUCUGGACUCUGGAGUGCCCACCAUUUCUGGUGCAGGAGACCUGAUCUUUCACAAUGGCGGAGAUGAGCAUGGCAUCGUUCGACCGAGCGGGGAUCUGAAGGUGGGCGACCAGGUGUGGCUGGUACCUGGCCACUGCGACCCGACCGUCAACAUGUACCAGUGGAUCGUCGGCCUGCGAGACGGCCAUGUUGAAUGUGUCUGGCCCGUCAGCGGCAGGGGACCAGGUGUCUAGACGUCUGCUUUUUGUUUUGUUAGAAAACAUUCCUUCACUUGGAGUUUGCUGAAAAUUUGUUGCAAUUGGGGACCGUUCUCAAAUGAAGUCAGCUCGGCUCAGAAGGGGGGGUGGGGUGGGGGUCCUUACAAAGUUGACAUCAAGCAUGAUGUUCUAGAAGGUUGGGGGAAAAAAGGAAAAGAAAAGAAAAGAAAGGAAGAAAAAAUAUUACAGACCACAUUUUCUUGGCCUAAAAAAUUAACACAGUUAGAUUGGACCAUAUUAUUUUUUUGGCCUUAAAACUAAAGUUAACCAUUAUCUCCCCAUAGCACAGACAUGUACAUGUACAUUUUGGUUUAUGUCAACUGGGAAAGAUAAUAGAAGAUGACAAGGGCGCUCAUUUUUUGGCCAAAUUUUAGCUGACGUCAUUUGCGAAGGGUUCCUUACAAUGUUUCUUUCUCGAUCCUGCUGAUGUGUAUUUGUGUCUGCCUGUGUAGGCGCCUACUUAGGUGACCUUACCCUUGUUGAAGAUUUGAUAUUAGAAGUUGUUGAGGAAUGUUUGUGGGCUUGUGCUCCUUGGCGAGGUGUCCAAAAGUGUCAUGUAUCGUGUGAAAGCACAAGUUUAUGGUGUAGCUGGCGAGAAAUUUGUGUCUGGAAAUUGGAGGAAGUGGGCGGGGGUGUGUGAUAGGAGUUACGUAAAUAAUCUCUUCUUGUUGUUGUUAUCGACCAAGGUAAAUGAUCUUUUAGAUCCUAUCAGAUGUAAUAAUAGUUGAGUGAGAGAGGUACAUUGCUGUGGAUAGGUGGUAGUGAACUAACCAUGGCCUUAACCCUUAAAGCCUGGAAUUCUUUUUUUUCAUACCUCCCUAGAAUCCUGAAUUAAAAUUGAGAUACUAGAAAAAAUUAGGCUGGUUCUUUGUUUUAUCUACUGUGUAUUUAAUUGUUGUUAGAUUAAAAUGAAGUUUGAAAAUGUUAUUUAUAUAUGAAUGCACAGUCUGAACAAAAGAGGAAAAGGUUAAAACACUGUUUUUUAGGACCAACUUUAUGAGUUAAGUCUUGUGUGUGAUCCCCGACUCCUCUUCAGUCAAAGUAUCAUUAGACCCAGCCGUAGAUCUAGCCUCUGGUAGCUUUAGUGGUGAUCCCCUGCCAAUUCCGCUAUCUUCAUAAUCAUCAUUGAUGUUAUGCGGAACAUUGCAAUCGUCUUCAACGGUCAUAUUUAUCGAUAUAUCCGAAUGGGAGAUCAUUAUUGGGGUCUGGUUCAGGAUUAAAAAUGUCAAAAAUUUUGUGGCCUGAAGUGCCUGGCAGCGAAAAGUUACUAAUUUUUCUUUAAAACUCAAAAUUUCCAAACUUUCGGUGUAGAACUGCUCUCUUGACAUUAUCAGUACUUUCUGCUCGCGACAGAGUCAUCUGGAGUUACAUCCCCUUUUCUAGCACUGGGAAUUAAACGAUAAAGUCAACCAGCGGUUACCAGCGAUAUAGGAAAACAUGGUGUCAGCGAUUACCAGCAGUAUAGGGUUUUAAGGGUUAAAGGAACAAUUGAUGUGUGGCACAUCCAAUAAAUAUCAAUGUCUGUGUAUUGUUAUUGUGUAUCGCUUGUCAGUAUGUUGUUCAUGGCAUAAAUCCGAAAGCAGUUGCGCUGAAGAAGAAAAAAACCUGAUAGAGUGUGUUGUAGCUGUUGAUGAAAGUAAAGGAAUAGUAUGAAAAGUAUGAUGAUACUGUUUACUCUACAGUACUACUACUAAUAAAUAGUAAAGAGCAUUUAUGCUGGGCAUUACCAUAAUUUUCUAAAAAAUGCUCAAUGGGCAUUACAUAACUACAUGUAUAAUAUACUAUAAUUAUUAUUAUUACACCUAAGCUUUCAGUGGAUUGUGGAAAUACACUUUGUGUGCCAUAUAGGUUUAUGUAUGCUUUUUAUUUGGUUGAACGUUUCAGGAUUUUUCUGUGAUUUACAGGAUUUAUUUUUUAAAGGGUUUAAUAUUCUCUUAUUUCCUUUAUUGUGAUUCCUGCACAAAAAUUAUAUUUUCCCUAUAUGAAUAACAAUAUAUAGAAAUCAUAAUAUUGGGUACUACUUAUUAAUGCCAUUUAUUCAUGCUUAAAAAGUUUCUUGAUAUAAAAUAAAACGAGAUUUUUUGUUGUUGUUGAAAAUGCUUCAUUUUCAGAAAUUUUACGAGUUGAGAUUCUGUCUGGAAAAACUACAUCAGUAAAUGAAAUUUUACUUUGAUGACAAAUUAAAUAUUGAAUUCUGUGUUUAAAAAAUCUUUGUUUUGUGAAUAAAUGCUUAUGAGAGGUAAGUGAUCAAGACUGA